Messenger RNA from Ascochyta rabiei, 1479 nucleotides. RefSeq lists its product as uncharacterized. Lineage: Eukaryota; Fungi; Ascomycota; Dothideomycetes; Pleosporales; Didymellaceae. The coding region runs from base 1 to 1479 and encodes 492 amino acids. The transcript has a single exon. The record is from RefSeq and is a predicted model, not a curated record.
AUGUCAAUUGGCUCUUUUUGGCAUCAUAGGCGAUUCGAUCGGAGUGAGCAGGUCAAUGGCCCCUCCCAGGAUACGGGUCAGACUCCCAGUACUUCGGAUCAGACUCCCAGUACUUCGCCGAACCACGACCAGCAUUUCAACAGCGAUGCAACGCCUGUAAUCAAUAAUCACACGCUCAACGCUUUCCAGUUUCAAGACGGACCAAGCGUUUUACUUACUCCGCCCGACGAUGGCCCUACAGUACACAAUGAACGAGGCGCUUUCUAUCAGUUCGGUGCCAAUCCGACAGGGAUAGCAUUGAGUGAAGUGUCACGGGUGCCGCCUCGCCCGCUUGAACAAUCCUCGUGGAGGUAUGGGAGGGAUCAGGCAUGGAAAAGAGAUAGCUCGGAAUCUCUCUUGAGUACGCCAACAGACCAACAACACUCCUUCAAUCCGAACACGGCCAGUAAGCGGCAUGGUACGAUCGCUCUUUCGAACUUCGAUAGUGUUCUGAGCAGUCGUCGCUCGAGUGCGGUGCCAGACAGCAUCCUGGGACAACUCGAAGAAGCGGCUUCGGAAAGAGGCCGUCUGAACCAUCCUGAAGGUGAGGAAGCGCAGGAAGUUCCAGCUUCAGCGCUACACGAUCAAAAUGCGGACGAUGCUCCAGUGUUUCUUCUCCAGGAAGAACAUAUCACAAUCAGUAAUGACAUCCCACCCAUCGGCAAGUGGCGUUGUUGCGAGUGUCAAAGAGGACACGAGAUCUACCGCUUUGAGGCAGGUCAGCAUCUGAUUAGUAUUCUCAAUUGCUUGUGCAAGCAUCGUUCAUGUAGAAGUUGCACCUUCCAGGGCAACGUAAGGCGGUUCGCUCCGAUAGACGAUGCUGCUGGAGUGGCAUCCGUUCCAGUCCUCGAGGGUGAUGGCAGAACCAUACGUUUCGGCGUGAUCUGUCGCACUUGUGGCUUGUCCUGGAGAGCAAAGAGAGUCGAGGAGGCAAAGCGCCCGGGAUUGCUCCGUCGAAAGCUGUCCAUCUUACCAAAGAAGGUCAAUCCAUUACACAAGCUGCGCACUACACGAUCGAUGAUCUAUCUCGGCAUUUCUCACGACUCUCGUACGGAUGUGGGCCGUCCUGGAAGCGCAUUGUCCACGUCUCGCUCGAUCUUUAAUCUCAAGUCGGCUUCGGAUGCGCAAGGGAAGGACGCAAAACUUGCAGAACAGGCUCAAGGCGCCUUUGUCAGGUUCUAUGGCAUCGAGUGUACAUGUGGCAGUAUCACCAAUGCGAGUUCAGUUUGCUUCCAAGUCGUCGACACGGCCGAGGUCAACGACGAUGGCAAGCCGAGGGGACAAUCCAGCGUUCAAGUUACUGAGACAGCAGAGUCGUGUUCUACGUCUGAACUGGAGGCUAAGGGCUAUGGUACGCCUACCCUGCAUCUCAAGGGUGGCUUGCAUCCUAACCCGCUCCGGCGUAAUCCGGUGAAGAGGUCCGAAUCGCCGCAGGGCUGA